UCUCCUCUUCUGCAGAUGGGAAUACAGGCUGCUGCCCGUGCCUCCUGGCAGGCGGCGGGAACCCAGAGGAGGUGGGUGGGGGCCGGGCCUCUAGGAGGGCAGCCUGACCCCUGCUUUCUCUGGCCUCCUCAGCUUUUCCGUCCCUCGGGCAUCACGACGGGGUACAAGACAUUUCGCCACCUCCACGACCCUGCCUGGCGGAAGAGGGACCAGAAGCGCAUCGCGGCUCAGAAGCAGGAGCAGUUCAAGGUGGACCGGGAGGGAGGCCUGAGCACCGUCAAGUACCACGUGGACUCCCGCACGGCCCUGUCCGUGGGCGGUGCCCCCUGCACGGUCCUCAACAUCAUGCUGGACUGUGACAACCCCGCCACACCCUGGUGCACUUUGGGCUGAGCCAGCUGGGCGGUGAGGAAGCUGUGCCGCCAGGUCACCGCACCACAGGCUCAGGACAGCCCGAGUCGGCCCCGCCUAGCCGGGCCGUGCAGUGGCCAGAGCCAGACACCGAGCUCGGCGUUCCCGCGGCCCACGGGGUGGCUUAGCCAGGACUGGAUGCUCUAGGGCCUGGACAGAGGCUGGGGCAUGGCCCCCAGGGGGGCUGUCUGCCUGCCUCCCCAGCCCAGCCGCCCUCCUUCAUGUGCUGAGCCCCUGGGCCGUGGGGGGUUGGCAGGACACCUCGGAUUCCCCACGCUGUUGUCCCCCGCUGGACCACCUCGUGCGAGGUACAGAGGAGAAGCCAGGCGGCUGCUGAGGGGGACAGUCACGACUGGGAAGUGAGAGUCUCAGGAACAGCACGGACCCCACAGAGCGGAGCGGUGGGUGCCAGCUCGAGCUGGUUGUCACCACGCGGGAACGUGGGCCUCAUGUCAUGAGAUGUUCUGAUUUUUCAAAAGAAACUAGAUUGCUGGA
Messenger RNA from Tupaia belangeri chinensis (Chinese tree shrew), 906 nucleotides. RefSeq names its product beta-1,4-galactosyltransferase 7-like. Bases 16 to 393 code for a protein of 125 amino acids. The record is from RefSeq and is a predicted model, not a curated record. The transcript is spliced from 2 exons. NCBI's taxonomy places the organism in Eukaryota, Metazoa, Chordata, Mammalia, Scandentia, Tupaiidae.